This is a messenger RNA of Gasterosteus aculeatus aculeatus (three-spined stickleback), 4493 nucleotides long. The record is from RefSeq and is a predicted model, not a curated record. Lineage: Eukaryota; Metazoa; Chordata; Actinopteri; Perciformes; Gasterosteidae.
CUGUAUGCAAGCAGGCAGGUUUUACUGGCUAUUCUUACCCACAAUCCUUUGCACAGCAGAUAAAUGAGCCAGGGUUCAAGCUCACAAGUUAUGAGGAAGUAGUAUGCCCCAGUUUGUCCUAAAGGUAAAGGAUUUGGCCUGCCGCUUAAGACUGAUACGUGGGUAAGUUGUCCCACUCCGACCGGUUCAACCAGAUCAUCAGAGUGGAAUGAAGAAUAGAAACUCUCAGGUCAGACUCUUGUCUGUUGUGAAUGUUUUCAUUCAAUAUAAACUCUUCACAACAUUUGUUACAAAGGUUUCUGCUUCAUCAUCUGUUCCCUACUAGUCUACAUGUAAAGGAAGACCAGGUGACAAAGAGGGGCGUGCACAGGUCCUCUGAACUAUCUGGUCCAAACAACAGCAUCCAGUCUGUUGUCAUGGCAACUCUUUACAAGGUGAAAUAAUUUUUCCACAAAUGCUGAUUUUGAUCCUGAAAGAUGUUGUUUGAGGAGUGAGGAGGAUUCUGUUCAUGAGGAACUUUUAAGUCUGUGAGCAAAGCUCAGACCGAGACUCAGUCAACCAGUCGUACUGCAUACUUUGGUGACGUGAGGACACACACUGUCUCUGACGAAGGACAACAAGCGUCACUUCACUUCGUCUGAUAGAAGUUGAAGUGAAGCACGGAGCUCCUUUUCUACACGGACCUGCUGAGGACAGAAGAGAGCUGCACACUGAGGAGGUUCAUGUCUACACACUCAGCUGUUGUGAAGGUGUGUAGGUGUGGACUCUGCUAUGAAUCAGAUUUGGUCUGAGAGGACCGAGGGGCUUCAGAAGGAGUUAUUCCAUCCGAAGCCCCUGAGUGGGGAAGAUGACAACCAGUCCAAGGCUCAGAGGAUCCAUCAGGGACCACAACCUGGACCUGGUCUUGAAUCUGGACCUGAACCCAGCUGUGUCUCCAUGAAGAGUAGCAAGUCUAUUGAUCCUCUUCUAAACUUCAAAGAUGACCAUCACGCUGUUCAUGCAAGAAGACAGUCUCCUGAACCCAGCUGUGUGUCCGUGAAGAGUGAUUGGUGUAAAGAUGUUCUGAAUUACUUCAAAUAUCGACGCCGUUCUUAUGACCCAAAAGAGAACCAGAAGAGCUCAGAGGUUCCCAGAGGUCAGUCUGCCCAGCAGCAGUCAACACAACUGGACUCCAUAUUUAUGCUGCUGGAGGAGAACAUCCUCACGUUUGUGAAGAACGAGCUGAAGAAGAUCCAGAAGGUUGUGAGUUCAGGUUACCCAGAAUGCUUAGAGAGUCAGAGGGAGGAUGAGGAGACACUGGGUGGUGAGGAUGAAGAGCAGAGGAGGAGCAGAGACGCAUUUGUGAAGAUCUCAUUACACUUCCUGAGGAGAAUGAAGCAGGAGAAGCUGGCUGACUGUCUGCAGAGAAGACUUCUUGCUGCAGUUUGUCAGCGUGAACUCAAAUCCAACCUGAAGAAGAAGUUCCAGUGUGUGUUUGAGGGGAUCGCUAAAGCAGGGAACCCAACCCUUCUGAAUGAGAUCUACACAGAGCUCUACAUCACAGAGGGAGGGACUGCAGAGGUCAAUAAAGAACAUGAGGUCAGACAGAUUGAAACAGCAUCCAGGAAACCACACAGAACAGAAAGAACUAUCAGGCAAGAAGACCUCUUUAAAGCCUCAGCUGGAGGAGAGGAACCAAUCAGAACAGUGAUGACUAAGGGAGUGGCUGGCAUUGGGAAAACAGUCUUAACACAGAAGUUUGCUCUGGACUGGGCUGAAGACAAAGACCACCAGGACAUACAGUUCACAUUUCCAUUCACCUUCAGAGGGCUGAAUGUGCUGAGAGAGAAGAAGUUCAGCUUGGUGGAUCUUGUUCAUCACUUCUUCAGAGAGACCAAAGCAGCAGGAAUCUGCAGGUUUGAAGAGUUCCAGGUCGUGUUCAUCUUUGACGGUCUGGAUGAGUGUCGACUUCCUCUGGACUUCCACAGCAAUGAGAUCCUGACUGAUGUCACAGAGUCGGCCUCAGUGGAUGUGCUCCUCACAAACCUCAUCAGGGGGACGCUGCUUCCCUCUGCUCGCCUCUGGAUCACCACACGACCUGCAGCAGCCAAUCAGAUCCCUCCUGAGUGUGUUGGCAUGGUGACAGAGGUCAGAGGGUUCACCAACCCCCAGAAGGAGGAGUACUUCAGGAAGAAGUUUAGAAAUGAGGAGCAGGCCAGUAGGAUCAUCUCUCACAUCAAGACCUCACGAAGCCUCCACAUCAUGUGCCACAUCCCAGUCUUCUGCUGGAUCACUGCUACAGUUUUGGAGGAGGAGUUGAAGACCAGAGAGGGAGGAGAGCUUCCCAAGAGCCUGACUGAGAUGUACAUCCACUUCCUGGUGGUUCAGUCCAAAGUGAGGAAGGUCAAGUACGAUGGAGGAGCUGAGACGGAUCCAGACUGGAAUGAGGAUAGUAGGAAGAUGAUCGAGUAUCUGGGAAAACUGGCCUUUGAUCAGCUGCAGAAAGGCAACCUAAUCUUCUAUGAAUCCGACCUGACAGAGUGUGGCAUCGAUAUCAGAGCAGCCUCAGUGUACUCAGGAGUGUUCACUCAGAUCUUUAGAGAGGAGAGAGGACUGUACCAGGACAAGGUGUUCUGCUUCGUACAUCUGAGUGUUCAGGAGUUUUUGGCUGCUCUUCAUGUCCAUCUGACCUUCAUCAACUCUGGUGUCAAUCUUCUGUCAGAAGAACAGACAACCUCGCUGGUGUCUAAAGUCUUUAGAGACCAACCAAAGCGUCUCUACCAGAGUGCUGUGGACAAAGCCUUACAGAGUCCUAAUGGACACCUGGACUUGGUCCUCCGCUUCCUCUUGGGUCUUUCACUGGAGACCAAUCAGACUCUCCUACGAGGUCUGCUGACACAGACACAAAGUCACCCACGGACCAAUCAGAAAACAGUCCAGUACAUCAAGGAGAAGAUCAGCGAGAAUGUGUCGUCAGAGAAAAGCAUCAAUCUGUUCCACUGCCUGAAUGAACUGAAGGAUGGUUCUCUAGUGGAGGAGAUCCAAGCGUCCCUUAGUUCAGGACGUCUCUCCACAGAUGAACUGUCUCCUGCUCAGUGGUCAGCUCUGGUCUUCUACUUACUGUUAUCAGAAGAAGAUCUGGACGUGUUUGACCUGAAGAAAUACAUUGCUUCAGAGGAGGCGCUUCUGAGGCUGCUGCCAGUGGUCAAAGCCUCCAACAAAGCUUUACUGGACGGCUGUAACCUCUCAGAGAGAAGCUGUGAAGCUCUGUCUUCAGUUCUCAGCUCCCAGUCCUCUAGUCUGAGAGAGCUGGAUCUGAGUAACAACAAUCUGCAGGAUUCAGGGGAGAAGCUGCUAUCUGCUGGACUGGAGAGUCCACACUGUGAACUGGAGAUUCUCAGGCUGUCAGGCUGUAUGAUCACAGAGGAAGGCUGUGCUCAUCUGAUCUCAGCUCUGCGCUCCAACCCCUCCCAUCUGAGAGAGCUGGACCUCAGCUACAAUCAUCCAGGAGAGUCAGCAGUGAAUCUCCUGUCUGCUGGACUGGAGGAUCCACGCUGGAGACUGGAAACUCUCAGGUUGGAGCCUGCUGGAGCCCGAUGGUUGAGACCAGGUCUGAGGAAGUAUUCUUGUGAACUCACACUCGACACAAACACAGUAAACAGACGACUCAAACUGUCUGACAACAACAGGAAGGUGACAUAUGUGGAGGAGGAGUAUCAGUUGUAUCCUGAUCAUCCAGACAGAUUUGACCACUCAUCUCAGCUGCUGUGUAGAACUGGUCUCACUGGUCGCUGUUACUGGGAGGUCGAGUGGAGAGGUGGAGUUUAUGUAUCAGUGAGUUACAGAGGAAUCAGGAGGAAAGGAUGCAGGGGAGAGUGUUGGUUUGGAAGAAAUGAUCAGUCCUGGAGUCUGAGAUGCUCUCAUGAAGGUUACUAUGUCCGUCACAAUAAGACAGGAACACGGAUCUCCUCCUCUUCCUCCUCUUCCUUCUCUUCCUUUGGUAGAGUAGCAGUGUAUGUGGACUGUCCUGCUGGCUCUCUGUCCUUCUACAGAGUCUCCUCUGACACUCUGAUCCACCUCCACACCUUCAACACCACAUUCACUGAACCUCUGUAUCCUGGAUUUGCCCUCUGGUCCUGGUCCUGGUCUGGUUCCUCAGUCUCUCUGUGUUCUGUGGAGGAGGGAGAGUCUCCUGGUAGAUAACCUUUCUCUCUACUCACCCAUCUGUAGAGGAUGUUAGCUCAUGUUAACGUAGAUGCAGGUGGAGCAGGUGAGGGGUACCUGAGCUGCUCUGGACUCUGGGGGGUCCAGAGCUCUCUGGGACUUGUGGUGUUGCAGAUGGAAGUCUGAAAGAGCUCAGCGAGGUGUGUUUUAAUGUUGCUGUGCUCGUUAAUUAAUAGAACAAAUAGAUUAUCAUUUAGAUAUUUGUGCCUAAUUAGGAUAUAAUCUUAAUCUUUAUGUGUCACAAUGUUCAUGAGACAACCAAUAAAACAUAAAUGUAUCUGUAUGAUAAA